Messenger RNA from Drosophila biarmipes, 978 nucleotides. Its product is annotated as myb-like protein X. Bases 1 to 978 code for a protein of 325 amino acids. NCBI's taxonomy places the organism in Eukaryota, Metazoa, Arthropoda, Insecta, Diptera, Drosophilidae. Gene Ontology annotation, biological process: regulation of microtubule polymerization or depolymerization; spindle assembly; protein localization to microtubule plus-end. The transcript has a single exon. Gene Ontology annotation, cellular component: cytoplasmic microtubule; microtubule organizing center; spindle midzone. The record is from RefSeq and is a predicted model, not a curated record. Gene Ontology annotation, molecular function: microtubule plus-end binding.
AUGGAGAACAUCGAGUUGAACGCCAAAGAGAGGGCCCUGAUGCAAAUCUCGGCCAGCAUACGCAAGUGGGUGAACGAGACCCUAGUGACUGACAUCCAGUGCAUCGAGGAGCUGUGCUCCGGCGCGAUCUACUGCCAGCUUUUGGACCUGACUGUCGGGAACAUCGUCCCACUGAGGGAUGUGAUUUUCGCAACGAACGCCAUAACCGACUUCAGGAAGAACUUCGCGGUGCUGCAGGAGUGUCUCCAUGCUCUGCAGAUACCCAUAGAGAUUCCGGUCGAGGACCUCGUUUGGUGCGACUUUGAGGCCAACCUGAAGUUUGCCGCCACCUUCUACAAGUACUUCAGGCUCCUGACCGCCAACAAUCCGGAUCGCACGCAAAUUUACGAUCCGCUGGCCGCCCGGAACUACCAGAGAUUCUCGCUGGCACCACCGACCUUCGUUUCGCGCGGCACCGAUGCCCCCAAUCUCGUCGAGCUGGCAUUCGCUGGCAUGACCAACAUCGUGGACUAUGAUGACAUCAAGCACGUGUUGGAUCUCAAAGACUUAAUUUACAGCAAGCGCGUUGAGGACACCAAGGAAAGCAAGGAGGACAAGGACGACAAGGAGGACAAGGAGGACAAGGAGGACAAGGAGGACAAGGAGGACAAGGACGACAAGGACGACAUGGACGAUAUGGACGAUAUGGACGACAUGGACGACAUGGACGACAUGGACAUGGACAUGGAGGAUAUCAAUGACGGAGAGGGUCUGGAAUUCGAAGACUCCGAGGACGAGGAGCGCGUCGAGGACGUGGAGGACAUUGAACGCCUUGAAGGCGCCUAUGACAUGGACAUGGAGGAUAUCAAGGUCGUGGGCGAUCUGGAGAAUGGCAAUGCUGGAAACAAGAUGGGGGACUCCACACAGGCUGAAACGAAGGACCACGGACGCCGUCUGAAUUCUGAAAGCUAUGUCAUAGUCGAGGAGGAAAAACAUUAG